CUUAAUUUUUCCGGAGUGGGUCAAAUAAAUAAAGCGUGGAAGUUUAGCUUUAAUUUUGAAAUAAUAUUAAGACAAAUUUGUUGGAAUACAGCCCUCUUGUUUGCUCUUUUACGUGAGAGUGACGAUCACGUGAUUAGUUUUUUCUGGAAAUUUAUCCAUUGAAAAGCUAGUUUGUGUACGUUACGUAUUGUGUUGUAAUUGUGAGAUUCCCCUCGAUUUUUUUUCGAAUAUAUAUCAUUCGAUACGAUUUAUCAAAGUUUUUGGAAACUUACGAUACAAACCGUAGCUAGUACAACUUCAUGUCACAUUUCGACUCAAUCAUGAGAGAUUUGGAUCAAGAUCCGUUUCUUAACGCAAUGAAUGGACCAUUUGAAACAAUGAGACAAAUGAUGGCUCCAUUCGGUGGGAUGUUUGGUGGAAGUAUGUUUCCCCAGCUUAUGGGGCCCAACCAUAGGCCUAGUCAAUAUGGGGAUAACUCAAGUUUAAUGCCUUUUGGCUUUGGCCACUCUCUUUUUCCUAAUAUGGAUCAUAUGUUUAGAAAUUUUGGACAACUGACUCAGGACCCUAACUCUCACUGUUAUAGCUCGUCUUCAGUGAUGACUUAUACAACUGAUGAGACUGGUCAACCACAGGUUUAUCAGGCUUCCUCAUCAACUAGAACGGGCCCUGGAGGGGUAAAAGAAACGCGAAAGACUUUACAGGAUUCUAGGUCAGGGAUGCAGAAAAUGUCAAUUGGUCACCAUCUUGGGGAAAGAGGUCAUGUCAUGGAACGUGUAAAGAACAGGACUACUGGGGAAGAGGAAGAGAAUGAAGAGUUGUUGAACCUUGAUGAAGAGGAAUUGGGAGCUUUCAACACCGAGUGGCAGCACCGUGCUCAACCUUAUACCCAUCGAUCACGUCAUGCACAUCUCACGUACAGAGAUCAUCCUCGAUUCGGCCAAAGAAGUUCACGUAUCCCUGGUGCUUCAGAGCAACUGGCCAUCACUGCUGGACCAAGUGGUGGUGAAUAUGAGCAACCUCAUUCUUCACAUAAACGUAGCAGCGAAGGCUUGUCCGUGAAAGGAAAAGGAAAAGAUAUUGAAGCUAAACAGAAAAAGAAGCAAAAAAGUGGACAUUCUGGCCGGAGCGGUUACGAGAAAAUGAAACAUCGACCCAGGCACGAAACUAACAUGUGAUCUGUCAAUUUCUUUUUUUUUCCAUGAGCUGCAAAACCCGUAGAUUUUUCUUACUUCUACCACCAGAUGGUAGCCUUAGACAUAAAAUUUCACCUUGAUCAAAAUAAAAAAAAAAAUGUAAAUAAAACAUCCUUUUAUUUUCUUUAGAAAGUUUGUCAUUAGAAAUAAAAAAAAUCUGUAAUGGACCAUUUUUUUUACUUUUACAAAACAAAAAUAUGACAGCUGCCUUCAUACAGUGUGAAGUCAAAUGUUGGCCUUUUUUUCUGUCUUCUGUUGAUUUAAGAAAAUAAAACACUAGCUGUUGGAAGUUCAGUUCAAAGGUAUGGGAAUACCUGAGGCUUACCAGUGCUUUACAUAUUUAUUUCCUAAAAAACAGAAAGAAUAUAUAAACUGGUUUGAAUGAGAAAUGGUCAGACCCAGAGGAAAUAAAAAGAUGAAGUUUAUACACUAUUAUCAUUGGUAGAAAUGUUGCUUGACAUUAUCUAGUAACUAAUUAACAUAUAUUGAUGUUGUAUGUACUUGUGUUUCAUUAAAGUUGCAGCACUUAAUUCCUAGCCCCUGUGGUAAUUACAACUGAGCAUACACCCCUCAUUCUUUGGGCAGGAUUAUUACCUUCUCUUGCUGUUUUAAUCUUAAUAUACUUAGCUAGCUUUGAAGUUUAUGUUUUCAAAUCCUGAGAGACAAUUAAAUCAAAUUGUAAAAGGAUUUGUGUAUACUAAGUGUGGGAUUGUUUUAAUAAAGGAACUUGCUAGAGAAA
Messenger RNA from Limulus polyphemus (Atlantic horseshoe crab), 1932 nucleotides. RefSeq names its product myeloid leukemia factor 1-like. NCBI's taxonomy places the organism in Eukaryota, Metazoa, Arthropoda, Merostomata, Xiphosura, Limulidae. Bases 300 to 1175 code for a protein of 291 amino acids. Gene Ontology annotation, biological process: regulation of DNA-templated transcription. The record is from RefSeq and is a predicted model, not a curated record. Gene Ontology annotation, cellular component: nucleus; cytoplasm. The transcript has 6 exons.